AUGAGUUGCGGACAACAAUUACUUAUAAAAGAAAAACUGUUAAAAAAUUAUACAAAGUGUGUUACAGCUGAUCGUCAUAUCGCAAAUCGGAUGUCGCUCCACAAGGAUCCCGCAUUUGUACAGCUCCGACAGCAUUUUGAAUCAGAAUGUAAAUAUCUGAAAAUGGUUGAUCUGUUUAAGCAGGAUUCACAACGGUUUCAAAAAUACAGUUUGACAAUGGAUACACCAGAUGGACCGAUUCUCUUCGAUUAUUCAAAAAAUAUUAUUAAUGAAGAAACGAUGAAGAAAUUGUUCAAUCUAGCGAAUUCAAGGAACGUUUUGAAUAUGCGACAGGAUAUGUUCAGUGGGAAAAAGAUCAACUUCACUGAAGGGCGUGCCGUUUUGCAUACCGCUUUAAGGAACGUUAAUAAUAAAUCUUUGACAUUAGAUGAACAAAAUGUGACAAACGAUGUUAAUAGCGUACUGGAGCAUAUGAAAACAUUUUGUGAUCAAGUUAUCAGUGGAACUUGGAAGGGUUACACAGGUGAAGCAAUUACCGAUGUUGUCAAUAUUGGCAUCGGAGGUUCUGAUUUGGGACCGUUAAUGGUAACGGAAGCACUCAAGCAUUAUCAGAUUGGACCAGACGUUCACUUCGUUUCAAACAUCGAUGGUACGCAUUUAGCAGAGGUGCUGAAGAAAAUUAAGCCCGAAACAACGAUAUUUAUCAUUGCGUCGAAAACAUUUACAACACAGGAGACAAUCACUAACGCCACGUCAGCUAAAGAAUGGUUCUUGAGCAAAGCACAGAAUCCUACGGCAGUUGCUAAACAUUUCGUAGCACUGUCAACAAAUGGUCCAAAAGUUCGUGAGUUUGGUAUUGAUGAAAAUAACAUGUUUGGAUUCUGGGAUUGGGUCGGAGGUCGUUAUUCGUUAUGGUCUGCUAUUGGCCUUUCUAUUGCCGUGCAUAUUGGUUUCGAUAACUUCAAUAAGUUGUUGAAAGGCGCAAACGCUGCUGAUGAACAUUUCCUUAAUGAACCAAUUGAAAGAAAUAUACCAAUAAUUAUGGCUUUACUGGGCGUCCUUUACAUCAAUUGUUUUAAAGCUGAAACACAUGCUCUCCUUCCAUAUGAUCAAUAUUUGCAUCGAUUCGCAGCUUACUUUCAGCAGGGUGAUAUGGAGAGUAACGGAAAGUUUGUAAUGCGGGAUGGAAAUCGUGUCGAUUUUCCCACUGGACCCAUUGUUUGGGGUGAACCUGGAACUAAUGGCCAACAUGCUUUUUACCAACUUUUACAUCAAGGAAUGUUUUGCUUUUUUUCUUUCCAUUACCGUACACGACUUGUUCCUUGUGAUUUUAUUGCACCAGUAAAGUCGCUAAAUCCGAUAAGGCAGAAUCUCCAUCAUGAUAUUCUGCUAUCUAACUUCGUAGCUCAGACGGAAGCACUGAUGAAAGGCAAAACACCAGAAGAAGCUAAGAAGGAAUUGAAAGAUUCAGGAAUGAGCGAUGAUAAAAUUCGUGACAUACUACCGCACAAGGUAUUUGAAGGAAACAGGCCCACAAAUUCAAUUAUACUACCCAAAGUAUCUCCAUUUACUCUUGGCAUUUUAAUUGCUCUAUAUGAGCAUAAGAUUUUCGUUCAGGGUGUCAUUUGGAAUAUCAACAGCUACGAUCAGUGGGGGGUUGAGCUUGGUAAGCAACUGGCAAAAGUUAUCCAGAAAGAAUUUGAAAUGGAUACGCAAUGCACUUCUCAUGACUCCAGCACAAAUGGCAUCAUUAAUUUUAUUAAAAAGGGGAAGCAAACCAAUAAAUGA
This is a messenger RNA of Loa loa (African eye worm), 1788 nucleotides long. RefSeq names its product glucose-6-phosphate isomerase. Gene Ontology annotation, molecular function: carbohydrate derivative binding; monosaccharide binding; glucose-6-phosphate isomerase activity. The coding region runs from base 1 to 1788 and encodes 595 amino acids. Gene Ontology annotation, cellular component: cytosol. The record is from RefSeq and is a predicted model, not a curated record. NCBI's taxonomy places the organism in Eukaryota, Metazoa, Nematoda, Chromadorea, Rhabditida, Onchocercidae. Gene Ontology annotation, biological process: glycolytic process; glucose 6-phosphate metabolic process; gluconeogenesis. The transcript is spliced from 14 exons.